AUGCCGGUUCAGGUUCCCAUCACGGUUAAUGGGCAAAACGUACAAUCGAAUCAAUUCCGCUCUCAAUUGAAUCCAUCCAAACAUAGCGAGCCCGUUGCCGACUAUGCAUGCGCAACCCCUCAGCAGGUCAACGCAGCCAUCGAUGCCGCCUUGAAAGCCAAGCCUGCUUGGGAGGCCCUCGCAUUUGAAGACCGGGCUGCUAUAUUCCUGAGAGCUUCUGAGCUCAUUGCUGGCAAAUACCGGUCAGACAUUGUGGCUUCAACCAUGCUCGGCCAAGGCAAGAACAUCUGGCAAGCAGAGAUUGAGGCCCCGAGUGAGACGGUCGACUUCUUUCGUUACUAUGUCCAAGAAGCGUGGAAGCUCUAUUCUCAACAACCCACAGAGCACCCGAAUGGUAACUGGAACAAGAUGGAGUACCGUCCCCUGGAGGGCUUUGUCUACUCGAUUGCGCCGUUCAACUUUACAGCUCUGGGGGCAACAUUGGUCGGGCCUGCAGCGCUUCUUGGUAACGUUGUCAUCUGGAAGCCGUCUGAUUAUGCGCUUCAUUCGGCCUACUUGAUACACCAAAUUCUCUUGGAAUCAGGCUUGCCGAAAGAUGUUGUGCAAUUCCUGCCCGGAGAUGCGGAGGAGAUCACCAAUACUGUAUUGAAGCGCCCAGAGUUCGCUGCUAUCAGCUUCAUUGGUUCAACACAAGUGUUCAAGGGCAUCCAAAAGAAGAUUGGGGAUGGUGUGGGAGAGGGCCGAUAUAACUCUUACCCCCGAGUUGUUGGAGAGACUGGUGGAAAGAAUUGGGGUGUCGUUCAUAAUUCCGCCGACGUCAAAAGCGCAGCUUUGCACAGUAUCCGAGGUGCUUUCGAGUACCAGGGGCAGAAGUGCUCAGCUUGCUCCCGUAUGUACGUUGCUGAGUCCGUCUGGCCGGAAUUCAAGAAACAUCUCCAAGAGGAGUUGCCAAAGCUCAAGGUCGGAAACGUCGAGCAAUUUGACAACUUCAUCACACCCGUUAUUCACGAGCGGUCAUUCGACAAGCUGAACAAGGUGAUUGAGGAUGCAAAGACAGACUCAGAGCUCGAGCUUGUUGCAGGAGGCGAGGCUUCAAAAGAGCACGGGUACUUCGUCAAGCCGACGGUUUACAAAACAACAAAUCCCAAGCAUGACAUCAUGUCCCGGGAGCUUUUCGGUCCUGUGUUGGGCAUUUACGUCUACCCUGAUGCCGAAUGGGAGAAGACCCUUGAACUGGUUGAUACGACCUCGCGAUACGGUCUGACCGGCAGUAUUUUUGCCAUGGAUCCGUACGCAUCUCGACAUGCGCAGACCAAGCUCAAACACGCCGCUGGAAUGCUCUACAUCAAUACCAAGUGCACAGGAUCUGUUGUUGCGCAACAACCAUUUGGUGGAAGCAGAGACUCGGGCACGAAUGACAAGACGGGGACAAUGGCACACCUGCAGCGCUUCACAAGUGUCCGAUCAAUCAAAGAAGAAUACAAUCCUCUAGAUAAUAUUCAGUAUCCCUCUAACGAGGUUUGA
This is a messenger RNA of Clonostachys rhizophaga, 1524 nucleotides long. Lineage: Eukaryota; Fungi; Ascomycota; Sordariomycetes; Hypocreales; Bionectriaceae. The record is from the annotation of a GenBank genome assembly.